Haliotis rufescens (red abalone) is the source of this 1622-nucleotide messenger RNA. Its product is annotated as orcokinin peptides type B-like. Bases 96 to 1148 code for a protein of 350 amino acids. The transcript is spliced from 2 exons. Lineage: Eukaryota; Metazoa; Mollusca; Gastropoda; Lepetellida; Haliotidae. The record is from RefSeq and is a predicted model, not a curated record.
AAAGUGGAACUGACUCGGUUGUCGUCCACGAGUCGGUGGCCUUGUCGACCAAGGGAACACUUUGAUACCAGAGCCACUUGCCUGACGCUGCCAUAAUGAAACUAGUAUCUUCUCUUCAACCUGGACUUGUCCUUGCUCUUGGUCUAUGCGUUGUACUGGCAGAAAAAGAAGAGGUGAAGGUUGGCACGUCUGAUGGAACGUCUGUAGCAGUAAAGAGAUCCUUCGAUUCAAUCAACAAGGGCAGUGGCUUAAGUGGCUUUAUGAAGCGUGGGUUCGAUAAGAUCUCUCACAGCAGUGGGUUUUCGUCCUUCAACAAACGACCCUUUGAUUCAAUAUCCGGUUCAAGUGCUUUCUCUGACUUCGCCAAGAGACCGUUUGACUCCAUUGCUUCUGGGGGUGGAAUGGCAGGCUUCGCUAAGCGUCCAUUUGAUUCCAUUUCUGCCGGAAGUGGGAUUUCCGGAUUUGCCAAACGUCCCUAUGAUUCUAUAGGAGCUGGUAGUGGUAUAUCAGAGUUUGCAAAGCGGUCAUUUGACUCCAUUAACGCGGGGAGUGGACUAUCGGGAUUUGCAAAACGUUCAUUCGACUCAAUAGGGGCUGGGACUGGAAUUGCGGGAUUCGCUAAACGACCAUUUGAUUCCAUUGCAUCUGGUAGAGGUAUGUCUGGAUUCGCUAAGCGCCCCCUUGAAUCUAUCGCAGCAGGACGCGAUCUGUCCGGUUUCGUUAAGAGACCGUUUGACUCCAUUGCCUCCGGGAGAGGUAUGGCAGGAUUUGCAAAACGCCCCUUUGACUCAAUUUCGUCUGGAGGCGGUAUGGCCGGCUUUGCGAAGAGGCCAUUUGAUUCCAUCAGCUCCGGAAGUGGGAUGUCAGGAUUUGUCAAGAAAUCUUUCGAUAAAAUUGCCCAUGGUGGCUUCGCAUCUUUUAACAAAAAGUCAGACAGUGAGGUAGAUAAACGCCCAUUCGAUUCAAUCAGUCAGGGUGCUGGGAUGGCAGGCUUUGCCAAACGACCUUUCGAUUCGAUUGGUUCUGGAGGCUUCUCCACUUUCGUCAAGAAAGGCCUUGACUCAAUUUCACACUUCAGUGACAUGGAUGACUUCGGCAAGAGGUCUGUGGAUAACGCUGGCGAAUCUGAGAGUGGUGAAAGAAAAUGAAUAUGGAACAACAAUAAACACACAUGCAUGACUAACACGAUCGUCCAGAACGUAUGCAUAUCAAAACGUUACUUUCGCACUUAAAACUAUGCUGCUGGCAAAGUUAAUAUCGAGAAGCGAUUAUUAUUAAAUCACAGUGGCUGAUUAAUUUGUACUUCCAUUUUACUAUGGAUAUUUAAGUUAAGAUUCAUUUUAAGAACGAAUGUAUGUGUAUCCUAUUACAUGUAUGCAUACUUAACGGUACAACACAUACAUGUAUUAUGUUUGACAUCCGAGUUCAAGUACUCGCCGCGAGGAACUGUUGACCCACGAAUAAUGUUUCUAUGGAGCAUAACAUGAAGGCGCUACAAAUUAUGUAUACAAACAGCCUUAAUCUUUCUGAAAAAGUUUAUAUCAAAAUUUAAAGGAAUAUAUUUUGUGUUGUUAGAUAUUUAUUUCUUACGAACCGCUUCAGCAAUAAAGAGUUGAAGAGUG